UAUAUCUUUGCGUGGGCUUUAAAACCCCAAAUUUCAUCAGAAGCCCCUCCAUUUCUCGGUGCUCUUUCAGGACUCUUUUGCAGAGAAAACGAGGGUUUUACCUCUCCUUUUCCAAAUCUCAAAUCGCAUGGCGAACAGCAAUCUACCCCGUCGGAUCAUCAAGGAAACGCAGCGUCUCCUUAGCGAACCUGCUCCCGGUAUCAGCGCUUCUCCAUCUGAAGACAAUAUGCGUUAUUUCAAUGUCAUGAUUCUCGGCCCCACACAGUCUCCUUAUGAAGGAGGGGUUUUCAAAUUAGAAUUAUUUUUGCCCGAAGAGUAUCCAAUGGCCGCUCCAAAGGUUCGCUUUCUCACCAAGAUUUAUCACCCUAACAUUGACAAGCUUGGAAGAAUAUGUCUCGAUAUCCUGAAAGACAAAUGGAGUCCAGCUCUCCAGAUCCGAACUGUGUUGCUGAGUAUUCAAGCACUUUUGAGUGCUCCAAACCCAGAUGACCCCCUUUCCGACAAUAUAGCGAAGCAUUGGAAGACAAAUGAAGCUGAAGCUGUGGAAACAGCAAAGGAAUGGACCCGUCAAUAUGCAAGUGGGGCGUGAUGUGGGGCAUGACGGACUGCUGUUCUUGGCAAAUAACAUGUCUACUGUGUGAGUUACGCCGGCCCCCACCAUCUAUCUUUACAGGGAAAUGCAAGUGUGAAUUGAAUGUCGGAAAUAUGAACUGUAAAAGAUUGAUCCUUAGCAAGCUUUUAAGUUACAUUCUGCUUCUUCUUUAUCCAUUUUCCUUCUCUGAAGCCCUGUUGUUGAUUUCUGUAUGAUUAGAGAAAGGUCUGCUACUAUUUUCUUCCCUUAAUUUUCUACUAAUAGGAAAAAGCUCUGCUUGUUGGUUCUUUCUGCA
Molecule: messenger RNA, 887 nt
Organism: Magnolia sinica
Lineage: Eukaryota; Viridiplantae; Streptophyta; Magnoliopsida; Magnoliales; Magnoliaceae
Product: ubiquitin-conjugating enzyme E2 36-like
Exons: 8
Coding region: 128-589 (153 amino acids)
Biological process (GO): DNA damage tolerance; protein K63-linked ubiquitination
Cellular component (GO): nucleus
Molecular function (GO): ubiquitin conjugating enzyme activity
Source: RefSeq, a predicted model, not a curated record